Angiostrongylus costaricensis is the source of this 1203-nucleotide messenger RNA. NCBI's taxonomy places the organism in Eukaryota, Metazoa, Nematoda, Chromadorea, Rhabditida, Metastrongylidae. The record is from the annotation of a GenBank genome assembly.
CACUACCAUGACAACUGUCUAUCUGUGACUAUUCUUUCCCCACAAUUACAUGGUGAAAUACUUUUCAGGAAGUCUUUCGCGUGUCCAAAAAUCAAAACCGAUUUGAUGACGGGGACAUCAAUUGGUGAUCUGAGCCCUGAAGACAUCACAAUAAUUGCUUCUAUGGGCGAUGCACUGGCGACUGGUUUGGGACUUUGGCCAAGAACAAAUAUUGAGUUUCGUGGCGCUGCUUUUCCUAGCGGAGGGGACGCUACUAUUGACGGUCUUGUCACUAUACCAAAUAUACUUCGUGAGUUUAAUAACCACUUAAUUGGUGUCUCUCACGGUAUGGGCACACGAGAUCAACUUCCCGAGACUCAACUCAGUGUCGCUGAGAGCGGAGCAACGACGGAUAAAAUGCCAGAGCAAGCACGCGAGCUUGUUCGGCGUCUGAAGAAUUUGGUGGAAGUAGAUCACACACAGCGAUGGAUAAUGGUUAUUGUCACGAUUGGUACUGAAGAGGUUUGCUUCCGAUGCACAGCUCCAAAUUUCACUGCUCUUGUUGAAGCCGUUGACAUCCUACAGAUGCACCUUCCGCGAGCGUUUGUAGUACUUUUGGGACCAAUUCAUCCUGCUACAUUUGGUAUUCUUGCAAUUCCUGAGCUGACAAUAACAUCUAGAUAUCCCUAUGGCUUAUUCAUUCCUAAUAAGCCGUUGCUGAACAGGAGAGGCCACAAUUAUGCGACAAAGUGGUUAUGGAAUCGUUUGAUAGCUGGUGAGAAUUAUAACCUUUCAGCUGCUGUACUCUCUCAAGAUGCAUAUUUCUGUCCAUCUAUUGGAUGUCCUUAUUUUCGUAACACCGCUAACGAACAUGGAUGUCAGCUGCUGAGUCUUCAUGAAGCUAAAGAGAAGGAACUUCUCUUAGGAAUUGAUGGAAAACUCCUUAAAAAGCGACGCCGUACAGCAGAACGUUUGUAUACGAUUGCUAUAUGUAUUGUCGGUAUAGCGUUUUUUGUAGUGUGCACUCUAGGGACCGUCUUUUACCAGCGAAGCAAACAGGGUCAUCAUGGUCGUUUCGAAAUCGUGGACGAGGUACAGAAAAAGUUUGAAGAAGCUCAGAAAGAGGAGGAGAAGAGUUUGUUGUCGAGGCAGAUGACAAGGGGUAUGUCAGUGAAUGAAGGGCCUCAAAGAAGCGUUCGUAAACUCACAGGCGAAAGCGAAUAG